Molecule: messenger RNA, 1419 nt
Organism: Penaeus indicus
Lineage: Eukaryota; Metazoa; Arthropoda; Malacostraca; Decapoda; Penaeidae
Product: mucin-5AC-like
Exons: 3
Coding region: 1-1419 (472 amino acids)
Source: RefSeq, a predicted model, not a curated record
AUGGUGUCUGGCCAUCCCAACUUAACUGAGAAGCGGGUAUGGUGUCUGGCUCUCACAAUACCCACUGUAACAACACUAAAGAGAUGCCCCAAACAUGCCCGGCAGAUAGCUGUAACAACCACCACAGACCAAUCACCUGUAACAACCACCACAGACCGAUCAGCUGUAACAACUACCACAGACCAAUCAGCUGUAACAACCACCACAGACCAAUCACCUGUAACAACCACCACAGACCGAUCAGCUGUAACAACUACCACAGACCAAUCAGCUGUAACAACCACCACAGACCGAUCAGCUGGAACAACCACCACAGACCAAUCACCUGUAACAACCACCACAGACCGAUCAGCUGGAACAACCACCACAGACCAAUCAGCUGUAACAACCACCACAGACCGAUCAGCUGGAACAACCACCACAGACCAAUCACCUGUAACAACCACCACAGACCGAUCAGCUGGAACAACCACCACAGACCAAUCACCUGGAACAACCACCACAGACCAAUCACCUGGAACAACCACCACAGACCAAUCACCUGGAACAACCACCACAGACCGAUCAGCUGUAACAACCACCACAGACCAAUCACCUGUAACAACCACCACAGACCGAUCAGCUGGAACAACCACCACAGACCAAUCACCUGGAACAACCACCACAGACCAAUCACCUGUAACAACCACCACAGACCGAUCAGCUGGAACAACCACCACAGACCAAUCACCUGGAACAACCACCACAGACCAAUCACCUGGAACAACCACCACAGACCGAUCAGCUGGAACAACCACCACAGACCAAUCACCUGGAACAACCACCACAGACCAAUCACCUGGAACAACCACCACAGACCGAUCAGCUGGAACAACCACCACAGACCAAUCACCUGUAACAACCACCACAGACCGAUCAGCUGGAACAACCACCACAGACCAAUCACCUGGAACAACCACCACAGACCAAUCACCUGUAACAACCACCACAGACCGAUCAGCUGGAACAACCACCACAGACCAAUCACCUGGAACAACCACCACAGACCAAUCACCUGGAACAACCACCACAGACCGAUCAGCUGGAACAACCACCACAGACCGAUCAGCUGGAACAACCACCACAGACCAAUCACCUGGAACAACCACCACAGACCGAUCAGCUGUAACAACCACCACAGACCGAUCAGCUGGAACAACCACCACAGACCACGCGUUCGUUUCCCUGUCUCUUUUUGCUGAGUGUUCCAUCUCUCGUUUUGCAGACAAAGAAUGCAGCGACCUGGACAACCCUGGCUUCGGCUACGUGGACGUGAAGGGGAAGGUGGUGGGCUCGCAGGCGAACUACAGGUGCCAGGAGGUGAGGGGUGUGGAGGGGGGGAGUGAAGGUGCCACAGGGAGCGCCAAGGGAGCUGGCUGA